Messenger RNA from Engraulis encrasicolus (European anchovy), 1273 nucleotides. Its product is annotated as THAP domain-containing protein 1-like. Lineage: Eukaryota; Metazoa; Chordata; Actinopteri; Clupeiformes; Engraulidae. Gene Ontology annotation, molecular function: sequence-specific DNA binding. The record is from RefSeq and is a predicted model, not a curated record. The coding region runs from base 159 to 1085 and encodes 308 amino acids. The transcript has 3 exons.
UUUGAGAUAUCAGGCUAUGCUGAUUGGUUCUGGACUGGUCACGUGUUUCGUCAGCGCCAUGUUAGCUACAGUAAGAGUAAACAUAACCAGCGAGCCAUCCGAUCCGAUAUAGAAUUAAAUUUAACACAUCAAUUAAACUACACACUUAAAUUAUUAUUAUGCCAUACUGCUGUGCAUAUGCCUGUAGUGUAAGACCGGGUCAGGGUAAAAAACUACACCGUUUCCCCCGUGAUUUAAAAAGGAGGAAGUUAUGGGAGAGUAAAGUCAGAAGGAAGAAUUGGAGUGCUACAGAUUGCUCCGUGUUGUGUGAGGAUCACUUUGAUGAAAAACAAUACGAGAGUGGCAGAGCUGAUGGCCUAAGGAAACUCAGACCAAAUGCAGUCCCAACAGAGUUCACCUUCACACGACGAAAGUGCCCUUGGAGACCCAUCAAGUGUAGGACCGAAGAUGAACUGUGUCCUGGUGCGCAGGAACAGAUAGGCCUACCUGUAGGCCUACAGAUAGGCCUACCGGUACAUGUUGACCAUUCUUAUUGUUCUACAGAAAGCCAUAAUUCUACAUCAGUUCAAACAGAUAUUCAAGUUGACCGUGACCAGUUCAAUCUGAUGGACAAUGCAUGCACUAACAAAGCUGUAAGCGGGGAGACAGCCAGCAGUGAGACGGCCAGCAGGGAGAGGGCCAGCAGUGAGACAGCCAACAGGGAGACGGUCAGCAGGGAGACAGCGGGCAGGGAGAAUGUCAGCAAGGAGAUGACAAACUUGGACAAACAACUGAACACCUUGAAGAACCAGGUAUCCUCACUCCAGCGGGCUCUUAUUAAAGAAAGGAAAGAGAAGCUGAAGGCUAUCAAGCAGAGAAAACAACUUGAAGCAAAUAUUUCAGGUGUCUUCAAUACAAAUCAGCUUUACAAACUCAGCCAAGCAAGUACACGGGGGACAAAAUGGUCAGCUGAAACGAUCAAAAAAGGCCUACAAUUAUAUUUAGCGUGUGGUGCUACUGGAUACGAUCUGCUUAUUGCCCAAAAUCAACCUCUGCCAUCAGCUAGAUCACUACGAAGAAGACUGGAAGUUCGCUCACAGCUCUGAAAGAAUUCAAGGAAGGCUGCUUGGUGUUCUCCACAGAUGUCUGCUGGGAACUUUUUGAAAAGGCAUCAGCUGUUUAGGGCCAGUGAAGACCACUUUGCUGGUAAAGAGAAUCUUCUACUGACACUUGUAAGUCAAGCAGAGCAUGUCAUGCAGUACAUCCAUUUACCAACCUGUCAUGGUUUGAAACA